UGGAUUCGUUUCCAUGACAACCACCACCAACAACCAGCACGCAAACGACUUUAAGGACGCCAAGUUCUCUCUUUCUCUUUCCAGGGUUCCUUUUGGAGAGAUAUCUGCAAAUAUUUGAUUAUUUUAGUUGACCACACGUUCAGUGGGAACAACACCUCCAUCCUCAUCGUCGGGUCCAUCUUCAUCCCUUCAUCUCUGCGUAGACAUGCCCUCCUGCAGACCCAAGGGGGAAAAAACCCCGCUCAGCAGCCCGAAGAAGGAGAACUCCACCACUGGAGGAAUGGAUCCAUCCCAUGAGAAGCACAAGGAGGAAACAAUUCUAAUCAUCAGCAAAGACUUAAUCCGCACUCUCAGGAUCCCGCGAAAAGAUCCUCCAAAAAAGUCCAUCACUCUUCCAUCAGCUGAGUUUGAGCAGAUCACCUCAGCAUCCCGUUUUCUCACCCAGGAGGAGAGAGAAGCCCUGAGAAAGACCUACCAGAAGGAGAGGGAGGAAAGAUUGAGAGCUGCUGAGGAGGAGAAGAGUCGAAUCCAGGAGGCGGCUCUUUCCCAAAGCAAGAACCGGGAGUUGAGCGACCUGGAGCUGGAGGCUCAGAAACGUGCACAGCGGCUGGUGGAGCGGGCCGAGGCUUUGAAGAUGGAGCAAGAGGAGGAGAUCAAGCAGCUCAACCAACUGAUUCUAGGCACUCAGUGUCAAGCCACGUGUGACGCCCAGAUCGAGGAGAAAGAACAGAUCAAGGUGGAGCUGGCCGAGGAGGAGAAACGCCUGGACACCCUGAUGGAGAAGGAGCGCCGCAAGGCUUUGGAGAGUUUGGAGAAGAUGGAGGAGCUCCGCAAACAGCAGCUGAUCAGGGGGAGGCAGGAAAUCUGCGACCAGAUCCUGCUAAAUCUGGAAGAAAGGCAACUCCAAGAGGAGAUAAAAGAGCAGGAGAAACUUCAGCUCUGUCAGGACCAGGACAGAAAGAACCUUGAAGAUCUAAAGACCCUGGAGAAGAAAAUGCUGGAGAAGAAGCUUCUGCAGGAAGAGAUCAUACGCAUCAACGCCGAGGUUGCAAAAGCCAAGGAGAGGAGAGCUGAGGAGGAGAGACUGGCUGACACACGAGCCAUGGAAUACCUGCAGAAGAAGCUGGAGCGGGAGGCGGAGUACGAGGCCGAGCAAAAACGGAUCAAGAAGGAGAAGGAGAUGGAAAUUGCCAGGCUGAGGGCCCAGCAGCAAAGAGCCAAAGACCACAAAGCAGAGCAGGAUGAAAUCCGGGCGAAGAGAAACCAAGAAGCCGAGGAGAGAAGGUGGAGGCAGAAGGAGAAAGAGCUGGCGAUCAAGAAGGCGCGUGAAGAAGCAAAACUGAGGGCUGCCCGCCUGGAACAAGUUCAGAACAAAGAGCACUGCCUGUCCAUCGAGGCCGGCCGGGAGAAGGCCGCAUUCGAGAGAGUCCUGGAGGUCCAACAAGAGGAGAUGGCCAAGCAGAAAGAGAACGAGGAGAGGAAGCGUGAGAAGGCACAGCAGCACGCGCUGGCCAUCCGUCAGCAGGUGAAGGAGCGCGAGCGCUCAGCCGCCGCCAGGCGCAAAGAAACCUUCAAGGAGGCCGACCGGCAGAUGGAGGAGGCCAGGCACAGACAAAUGAAGCUGGCUGAAAUCAAAGAGAAGAAGCUGCAGCAGCUUAGGAAUGUGGGUCUCUCGGAAAAAUACUGCGCUCAAGUGGAAAGAAAGGCUCAGAAAUUAUUUCAGCCCCAUUUGAAGAACUGAGAGGAACCGGAGUUUGGUUCUGCGAAGAAAAGACACCUCAGUCACGAAACCUUUUACAGAAUUCUCACAUUUUGAUUAUUAAUUAAAAUAAAUGAUAUUUGACUUUUUGAGUAGAAA
Molecule: messenger RNA, 1858 nt
Organism: Oryzias latipes (Japanese medaka)
Lineage: Eukaryota; Metazoa; Chordata; Actinopteri; Beloniformes; Adrianichthyidae
Gene: cfap45
Product: cilia and flagella associated protein 45
Source: RefSeq, a predicted model, not a curated record